This is a messenger RNA of Cornus florida, 711 nucleotides long. RefSeq names its product AP-4 complex subunit sigma. Gene Ontology annotation, biological process: protein transport; vesicle-mediated transport. The transcript has 4 exons. Gene Ontology annotation, cellular component: intracellular membrane-bounded organelle. The record is from RefSeq and is a predicted model, not a curated record. NCBI's taxonomy places the organism in Eukaryota, Viridiplantae, Streptophyta, Magnoliopsida, Cornales, Cornaceae. The coding region runs from base 113 to 544 and encodes 143 amino acids.
GGGUAGGUCCUCCAUUCUGCCGGUUCGGCUCUAGUAAAAUUCCCGUGAACGAUUCGAAGUAUUUUCUCUCUCUAACUCUGUCUGUUUCUCUCACUAGAUCAGUCGAUCAAAGAUGGGGAUCAGAUUCGUAUUGAUGGUGAACAAGCAAGGGCAAACCCGCCUUGCCCAAUACUACGAAUACCUUACUAUUGAAGAAAGACGAGCCCUCGAAGGCGAAAUCGUUCGCAAAUGCCUCGCCCGAACAGAGCAACAGUGUUCAUUCGUCGAGCAUCGGAACUACAAAAUUGUAUAUAGGCGCUAUGCAUCAUUAUUUUUCUUGGUUGGAGUUGACAAUGAUGAAAAUGAGCUUGCAAUUCUGGAAUUCAUACAUCUGUUAGUAGAAACGAUGGACCGCCAUUUUGGUAAUGUGUGUGAGCUCGACAUCAUGUUCCAUCUAGAGAAAGCACAUUUUAUGCUGGAGGAAAUGGUGAUGAAUGGGUGUGUUGUCGAGACAAGCAAGUCUAACAUUCUAGCUCCAAUACAAUUAAUGGACAAAGCAUCAUAAGUGGUUCAAUACAAUGUUUCGAAGAUUGAUAGGUUCCACUGGGACUUUUUCAGAGACGAGACUCAGCAAGGUUGCAUCACCUAUUAUAAAUUAGUGUGAUUUUAUUUUAUAUAUUUGUGACUGUUGAUUUUGGACUGUGUUUCUUGGUCAAUCGCUUUCUUUCUUUC